GGAAGUUCAUUACCGGAAGUUUAUGCUGGUCUCGUUUUCACUGGAAAGCAUGGGGAACUCUUCGAACUCUCAGACAUCUCUGGGUACAGCUGGAGACGAAGCAGAGAAAGAAAAUUCCAUAUGUAGGAAAAAGAGCUCCUUAUGGCCAUUGAGGAACUGUGAUUACUAUAAAACAGAAUUUGAAAGUUGCAAUGCAUAUAAAUCGAAAGUCUUUCAAAGAUUUGUCUAUGGGCACACACAGGAUUGCUCAAAGUGGAAGGAUUACUAUGAAAGCUGUCUGAAGUUUGAAACAAGCAAAGAUGAAGAGGAUGUGGCUAACUUGCUAGAAGCAGAGAGAGAGAGAAGAGAGGAGUGGAUGGAAGGUUCCAAGGCAAACGAUGUGUGGGAGUAUCGUGACAAGCCCCCAGAGGAAUGGGAGCAACCAUGGGACAGAGCAGAACAUGAAAAUAGACAUUUCACUAGUUUCUUUAAAGAAUAUAGAGAACAGUGCCGUGCACCUGUCUCAAAGGAUGGAAAGCCUAGCAACCAAACUAAAUUAACUCCUGAUGUUAUUCAAAAGGGACCUAAAAUCACUCGUAUAUUAUAGUUUACCUUUGGUUGAUUCAAUAUUUUUACAUUUGUUUGCAUCACCAAAGGUAUGUUCUCAUUUAGUGAGGAAAUUAAACAUUAAAAUUGAAAGAACACAUA
Molecule: messenger RNA, 687 nt
Organism: Lingula anatina
Lineage: Eukaryota; Metazoa; Brachiopoda; Lingulata; Lingulida; Lingulidae
Product: synaptic plasticity regulator PANTS
Source: RefSeq, a predicted model, not a curated record